CGUAACCCGGAAGCCGCGUGUCUGCUGUCACUGCCAACAGCAGGAUCCGCCAGCUACUCCCGCACUAAGACAAGAUGGCAGGUCUGCCCCGCAGGAUCAUCAAGGAAACUCAGCGGUUGCUAGCAGAGCCCGUCCCAGGCAUCAAGGCAGAGCCCGAUGAAGGCAAUGCCCGUUACUUUCAUGUGGUCAUUGGCGGACCGCAGGACUCACCUUUUGAGGGAGGCACAUUUAAACUUGAACUCUUUUUACCAGAGGAAUAUCCCAUGGCCGCUCCUAAAGUGCGUUUCAUGACCAAAAUAUACCAUCCCAACGUGGACAAGUUGGGAAGAAUAUGUCUGGAUAUUUUGAAAGAUAAAUGGUCACCAGCUCUGCAGAUUCGUACAGUGCUGUUAUCAAUCCAGGCUUUACUUAGUGCUCCCAACCCAGAUGAUCCCCUAGCGAAUGAUGUUGCAGAGAAGUGGAAGUCCAGUGAAGCUGAAGCCAUAGAAACAGCCAAGACAUGGACCAGGCUUUAUGCUGGAAACAAAAAUGAAGUGUAAAGCUGCCUAAAAGGUGGAGACACAAGUGAAAGUCAAGUCAACUCAUGUGCUGCCAAGACCACCUCCUGCUUCAUUUGCAUUUAAAGGACACAGCCUUUUAUUUUUUAUAUAUAUGAAAACAACUGCUGAUAUUUGGUGAUUUUCAAUGUACACUAUUAAUGCAAUGACUUGUCUUUGUCCUAACUCACUACUAUUCAAAUGCAUGGGCAGAGAUUUUAGAUCUACUCACCUGGCUUUCUUUGUCCAAUGGGGAGGAAAGGUUGUCCGUCUUAUGUCCCACAUAUUUGGGGUAAUAAUGUGAGUUUUUGGGGGGAGGUGGAUCAGUGGAAUAGGUUGGGAUGAGAAAUUGGCUAGCUGUUGUCAGUAUACUAUGCUUUUUUUUAUUUUUGUUUUAACUUUGUUUUUGUGUCGCUGUUUGUUUAAUAAAAGCAGCUAACUACUACUAGUCCACUGUGUGUAGACACUCACCCGGAUGGUUUUGUCCUGUGUAGAUCCCCCACCAGGACACAAUCAUUACUUACACAAUCUUUUAAGUCACAUAGUAUCAUUAUAUAAAAAAGUGAGAAGACUUCAAACCAAACAGCCUGUCUUUUCAACCACUCUGUGUAGACUUGGAUGUACUGUAGGACCCUGGACGGGGACAGUAUGAUGGGUACAGUGGACAUUGGACCUUUCUUUAGUUUUAGCGCACACAGCGCAUGUUCAUACACUAUAAAGGUUUUUGUAUGUGACUUUUUCAUCCUCUUGCUGUAGUAACUGCUCUUAUUUCUCACCUUCCUUUAUGUCAUCUCAGUCUUAUUCAAGAAGACGCAGUGGUUUACCUGCUCCCAGUGGUAUUUAUUUCACAAAGCGACGGUUACAUUUGAGCCGUCAGUUGUCUGAUGAUGUGAAUGGAAUGAUGGAGUGGUAGCAAAGAGAAUCAGGAUCGUCUAAUAGUCAAACUCAGACCGAUGAAAGUGCUCGACUCUGGGCUUUGGCGAUUGUUUUAUCUUCAGUUCAUUGUGUAAAUUCAUUCUUUAUGAAUCUGAAGAGAUGUUUUUCCUGCUCUCAGAAUAGACUGCUAUGUAACAGUUCACCUGCAUACUUGUAUGUUCUGUAAAUAAAUUCUGUUGAUUAAUAAA
Molecule: messenger RNA, 1660 nt
Organism: Cololabis saira (Pacific saury)
Lineage: Eukaryota; Metazoa; Chordata; Actinopteri; Beloniformes; Belonidae
Gene: ube2na
Product: ubiquitin-conjugating enzyme E2Na
Exons: 4
Coding region: 75-539 (154 amino acids)
Biological process (GO): DNA damage tolerance; protein K63-linked ubiquitination
Cellular component (GO): nucleus
Molecular function (GO): ubiquitin conjugating enzyme activity
Source: RefSeq, a predicted model, not a curated record